AUGCCAUCAGAAACUCUCACACGUGCCGAGAUCGCAAAGCACAACACCGAGGAUUCCCUCUGGUGCAUCAUCGACCACCAAGUCUAUGAUCUAACCGAUUUUGUCGACGCCCACCCCGGUGGUGCCGUCGUGCUUACUCAGGUUGCUGGCCAGGACGCAACAUCCGAUUUCUACAACCUGCACCGCCAGGAGGUACUGGAGAAAUACCGUGACCAGCUUUGCAUCGGUGUCGUCGAAGGCGAAACUCCCGAGGUUAUCGUGCCCGCCCCUGGAGCUUUGAGCCCCGUGCCUUACGCAGAACCCCUAUGGCUACGGCCCCAAUUUAAGUCCCCUUACUACAAGGAGACCCACCGACGUUUGCAGAAGGCCAUCCGAGUGUUCACAGAUAAAUAUGUGACGCCCGAAGCGCAAGAGAAAGAGCAGGAUGGCACCUACAUCAGCCAAGAGCUAAUCAACCGCAUGGCCGAGACGAACAUUCUGGCUAUGCGACUGGGUCCCGGAAAGCAUCUGCACAACCGUACCUUGCUCGAUGGAGCUGUGGAUGGAAAGGAGUUUGAUUAUCUCCACGAUAUGAUUAUAGUACAGGAGUUAGUCCGUGCUAAUGCCAGAGGCUUCCAGGAUGGCAAUAUGGCCGGUAUGGCUAUUAGUUUGACAGCUGUCCAACAAUGGCUGCAUGAUCCUGUUCUCAAGGAGCGCCUCAAUGAUGAGGUCUUGUCGGGUCAGAAGAAGAUGUGUUUGGCUAUCACCGAGGCCUUUGCUGGUAGCGAUGUCGCGGGUCUGAAGACCACCGCGGAGAAGACUCCUGAUGGGAAACAUUAUAUUGUCAAUGGAACAAAGAAAUGGAUCACAAAUGGCAUGUUCGCCGACUACUUUGUAACUGGCUGCCGUACCGAGAAGGGCUUCUCGGUGCUUUUGAUUCCUCGCGGUGAGGGUGUGGAGACCAAGCAAAUCAAGACCUCAUAUUCAACUGCCGCUGCCACUGCUUUCGUGCAGUUUGAGAAUGUCAAGGUCCCAGUUGAGAAUCUCCUAGGCGAGGAGCACAAAGGUUUCAUCGUUAUCAUGAGUAACUUCAACCAUGAGCGGUUUAUGAUGGUCGCAGCCGUGGUACGCAUGUCAAUGAUGAUUGUGGAAGAGACAAUGAAAUGGUCCAACCAGCGGAUUGUCUUUGGCAAGAAGUUGAUUGAACAACCGGUUAUUCGUCAAAAGAUCGCUCGCAUGAUCUCCCUAGCUGAAUCUAACCAGGCAUGGCUUGAAUCCAUCGCCUACCAGAUGUGCAACAUGACAUACGCCCAGCAAGCGAAGCAUCUGGGUGGACCUAUCGGACUGCUCAAGUCCCACUGUACCCAAGCUGCAGGUGAGAUUGCCAGUCUCGCCACGAACAUCUUUGGUGGUCGUGGUAUCACUCAGUCAGGAAUGGGCAAGGUCGUCGAGAUGUUCCAUCGCACGUAUAAGUUCGAUGCCAUCUUGGGUGGAACUGAGGAGAUUUUGGCAGAUUUGGGAGUGAGGCAGGCGAUGAAGAAUUUCCCGAAGUCGAUGUUAUAG
Messenger RNA from Penicillium verrucosum, 1542 nucleotides. RefSeq names its product acyl-CoA dehydrogenase family protein. Gene Ontology annotation, molecular function: heme binding; flavin adenine dinucleotide binding; acyl-CoA dehydrogenase activity. The record is from RefSeq and is a predicted model, not a curated record. Lineage: Eukaryota; Fungi; Ascomycota; Eurotiomycetes; Eurotiales; Aspergillaceae. The transcript is spliced from 3 exons. The coding region runs from base 1 to 1542 and encodes 513 amino acids.